AUGGAAAAGUGUCGAAUAUGUUUACGACAACGCAAAAAACUUCUUUGGUUAAGUACAAAAGUAAACGGAAUUACAUUUGCCGAAAUGAUGUCUGCAAUUGCUAACGUUAAGGUUUCAAACGAAGACAGUUGUUGUGGUAUGCUAUGCCGUAACUGCCGUGUAAAAUUAAUAGAUGCAUACAAUUUCAAAAUAGAAAUUGAGAGAUCAGAAAUGAUACUACAACAAACUUCCAAUACAAAAAGAAUCUACUUUAGCAACAUAAAUGACAUUAAAAUUGAUAUUGAAAUAGAUACUGAUUUUAAGCCAAUUUUACCAGAAAUGGAUAAUUUUUAUCAGAAACUAGUUGAAACUGGGACCAAUACCCUAUCAUACAAUGAUACUUUGAUAAAAAGAUUAGGUAACCCAAUUGAAGGCUAUGAAAACAAAUCACUGUCUGUGGGUGAAUUUUUGAAUUCUAUUAAAAAUGAAACUGAUAAUGAUUGUGAUUAUCAGGCUUAUGAAAUAGGUUCCAAUGACUAUUACUCUGAAUCAGGCAGUAACUACAGCAAUGAUGACAGCGAGAAAAAAAAGAAGAAAACCAAAAAGAAAACAAAACAUAGUGGUUCAAAAAACAGUUCAAAAGAGAGAGUCAGAAAAGAUGGGCCACAGAUAGUUCUAGAAAAACCUCUAAAACCUAAAUACAUAGAAGAUUUGAGAUUAGUCAGGACAGACCCUGAGGUGAAACCUCAGAGAAAUACAGUUAAAAAACCUAAAAUUUCAAAACCUAAUGUUUGUCCCUAUUGUGGUAAACUAUCCAAGAGUAUGGACAAGCAUAUAUUGAUUCACACAGCUGAAAGGAAAUUCAAAUGCGAUCAGUGUGGAAGCGCAUUUUUCACAUUGACUGUCUUAAAUUCCCACAUGAAACGUCACACGGCAAUUAAAAAGUUUAAAUGUGAUCAUUGCAUCGCUGCUUUCGCCAAUGAGAGAGAGUUACGAAGCCACAACAUAAUGCAUCAAGAUGAAAAAAAAUACAUGUGUAAUAUUUGCAAUAAAUCAUUUAAAAGGAAACCAAUUUUAAAGCGACAUAUGAUGAUACACAAUUUUGGUAGUAAACCCAUCCCAUGCGAACUAUGCCCAAUGACGUUUAUUACUAAGUACAAUUUACGACAUCACAUGCGCGUGCAUACUGGCGAGCGACCUUUUAAAUGCGAGAUUUGUUCGCAACCAUACAGCUACAAACAUGACUUCAAUAGACACUGCCUGAAGAAGCACGGCGUGUUUUUGAAACGAAGAUCGGUGCGUGUUAUGAAUGACGAAGUAUUACAACAAGAGAGGGCCCUUAUGAGAGAACUGUCACUCCGUGCUCAUGGGAUUAUAAAGGAUGAUGAAGUUAAAAACCCAUUCGACGGCCCUCAGGCGGCGCAGGCGUAUGAACAAACUAUGAAAGCCAUUGCAGCCAACAAAAUACCAAUUAUAUUUUGA
Molecule: messenger RNA, 1461 nt
Organism: Spodoptera littoralis (African cotton leafworm)
Lineage: Eukaryota; Metazoa; Arthropoda; Insecta; Lepidoptera; Noctuidae
Source: the annotation of a GenBank genome assembly